UUAACAUGGUUGGAUUUAAAAUAUUAUCAAUCAGAUAACUGACCCGACUUACCUGUGACGUAAUUAAAUAGAUCCAGUUCCUUGUUCGGGUUCAUCUAUAAAAGAUGAGAGAUUCCAAAAAAGUUUAUUUCGAAAGCAUCACCAUGGAGAAAAUUAUGUCUGGUUUCAUUCUGAUUCUUUGUCUUAUCAGUUUUGUAAAAUGUCAAUCAUAUUUUUCCAGCAGUUGUCCUUCUCCUGCUCCAAUAAAAGAUUUUAAUAUCACUGCAUUUACAGGAAAAUGGUACGAAGUAGAAAGUACUCGAUCUAUAUUCGAAACAUUCUGGAAUUGCCCAACUACUACAAUAUCAAUUACUGGAGAAGGAACGGAAAUCGAAAGAGGAGGAUAUGUUUCACUGCUUAACAGAAACUUUUACAAUAGAAUCGUUCGUACUAAACUAAAUGCUCCCGAUGCUAGAAGACCUGGAAGAUUGGAAUUUAAUUUUCCUGGAAUUACCCAACCUUUAAAAUACGUAAUACUAGAUACAGAUUAUGACAAUUAUGCUUUGGCAUGGAGUUGUUACGAAUUUGGUCGACUUGGCGGCACACUUGGCCAUUUCGAAUAUAUAUGGGUGUUGUCAAGACAUGUACAUACUGAUAAGGAAGUAAAACAGAAAUUGUAUACGGCGUUGGAUGAUAAUGGAAUUCGUCGAUUUUAUAUAACCAAAAACAGAAUGGAUGAGUGUCAUAGUAAACCAUAAUUUGGAAGGAUAUUUUUAUUUUUUAAAACAACAGCUUUUACAAAGAAUUCUAAUUAACUUAAUUCCUCUGUAUACGCCUAUAUUUAUUUAUUUAUUUGUAGUAAUUUUAAUAUAGUUUAGAUUUUCUGUCCAAUAAAGUUGA
Molecule: messenger RNA, 879 nt
Organism: Centruroides sculpturatus (bark scorpion)
Lineage: Eukaryota; Metazoa; Arthropoda; Arachnida; Scorpiones; Buthidae
Product: apolipoprotein D-like
Exons: 5
Coding region: 105-737 (210 amino acids)
Molecular function (GO): pigment binding
Source: RefSeq, a predicted model, not a curated record